UUCCCAACAACCUAUCUCUUCACCGAGUCUCUCAUGUCCAAAUUGCUUCCUCUCCAAACCCAUCAUCAUAUUCCUCCCGAAGAACAACAUGAAGGGAUUGAGGGUUCCGGUGACCUGGGGAAGUACCAGAAGAUUUCAGGGGAGGGAAUAAGAAGGCGAACCCUCGAUCCGAUUGAAGACGAAGAAGACGAAAUUGUGGACGGAAAUCAAAAUGGAUAUACAGACGGUGAUGUUGGAGAGUAUAUGAAGGAACACAGAGAUGAAGAGACAUUAAAUAUGGCUGUGAAGAUGCAUCCGAUUAGUGGUAUUGUGGAUAUAGAGGAGGGAGAUGGGGUCACUCCUGUUGCCGCUGCUGCAGUGCCAAUCGAGGUGAGGAGUGUGGUUGUGGAGGUUUCGGAGGGCCAUGUUGAUGUUGAUGAGAAUGAGGAGCUUGCGAAAGGGACAACCGGGUUGCUUGAAAGUGCUAGGGAUGAAGGCCUCCCUCAGAGUCCAGCUGAAGUGGACAAGAAAACGACCGAAGCUGCUGCAUCUGCCGAAACUGGGAAGCAGCCGCAGGACAGUACUGCUGCUGCUCCCUCCGCCACUGCUGCUCCCGAGUCCAAUGACGGUAGAAAUGCCAACCAAAAUGGUUCCACUGAGUCUUCCAAAAGGCUUAAAAAGAAGCAACCGAAAACUGCCAAGAAACAACCCUCAAGGAGCUAGCUCAAUUGAGGAUGUAUUUCAUUUCAAGAUUGAUAGAUUGAGAGUGCAGGUCUACAUUGCUUAGAUCCUGAUGCAGAGCUCUUAGUUCUCCAUCUGGGCUUGGGGGGAGAGGGGUGUGAGUUAGUGGACAGAGAGUUGAGCUUUUUUGGUAGCACGGUGUAAUAAUCAAAUUGCUAUAUCUCGAAUUUCCUGAGAUGUUUGUGUUGGAUGAAGAAAACUGGGCUUAAUGGAUGC
Linum tenue is the source of this 936-nucleotide messenger RNA. Lineage: Eukaryota; Viridiplantae; Streptophyta; Magnoliopsida; Malpighiales; Linaceae. The record is from the annotation of a GenBank genome assembly.